Messenger RNA from Arachis stenosperma, 2959 nucleotides. RefSeq names its product pentatricopeptide repeat-containing protein At5g64320, mitochondrial. The transcript is spliced from 2 exons. Bases 247 to 2448 code for a protein of 733 amino acids. Gene Ontology annotation, molecular function: protein binding. Lineage: Eukaryota; Viridiplantae; Streptophyta; Magnoliopsida; Fabales; Fabaceae. The record is from RefSeq and is a predicted model, not a curated record.
UCGGAGAUGAGAUAGAGACGCAAGGACAAUUUCAGCUACGAAUUUGAGUGUUUGCCAAUUAGGUCUUAGUUAAGGAACUCAAUGCACUCACAGUCGCAGUUUCACGAAAACAAGUAUGCGGUGUCUGUAGAAGGCACAGCCAUAGCUCUGACGAGAAGCUUCUAGAACCGUCGACGAAACACUCUCUCUAUUCUUUUCACUGGGUCAGUUUCUUUCUUCCAUUUUUUUCUUCAAUCUGUAAUCUUCAUGUUGAAAUCAUUUAAAUCUUCAACAAUCCAUGUGCAUAGAACAAUAUUGUUUUCCGUCAAAAUCGCAUCUUUGCCACUCUGCACCACCACCACCACUACACUUGGAGCAAAAAAGGAUCAAUUUUGGGAUAGUGCAGAAGAAGAGAGUAGUGACAAUGAAUGGGAGAGGUUACUCAAACCGUUUGGCCUCAAACAGCUUCGUAGUUCACUUUCCCCAAUUAGCCCUUCCCAGCUUUGCAAAUUGCUUUUGCUUCCACUUGACAUUCCAACUACAAUGGAGUUGUUUGAAAAAGCUGGUUCACAAAAUGGUUAUUCCCACUCCUUUGAUGUGUACUGCAUUUUGAUUGAUAAACUUGGUUCUAAUGGGGACUUCAAAACUAUAGAUUUGUUGUUGAAGCAAAUGAAGGAAGAGGGUAUUGUGUUUAAGGAAUCAAUCUUUAUCAUGAUCAUGAGGUAUUAUGGGAAAGCUGGGUUGCCGGGCCAGGCGACUCGACUUUUGUUGGAUAUGUGGGGUGUUUAUGAUUGUGAACCUAGUUUUAAGUCCUACAAUGUUGUGCUGGAGAUUCUGGUUGCCGGGAAUUGUCCUAAGGUAGCGCCGAAUGUGUUUUAUGACAUGCUGAAUAGGGGUGUUUCACCAACUGUUUCUACAUUUGGGGUGGUGAUGAAGGCAUUGUGUAUGAUUAAUGAGGUUGAUUCAGCUUGCUCACUUCUAAAGGACAUGAUGAAGCAUGGUUGUGUUCCGAAUUCGAUCAUCUACCAGACUCUAAUUCAUACUCUUUCGCAGAAUAAUAGAGUGAAUGACGCGAUGAAGCUCUUGGAGGAAAUGUUUCUGAUGGGUUGCGAACCUGAUGUGCAGACUUUCAAUGAUGUUAUUUAUGGACUCUGCCGGGCCAGCAGGAUUCAUGAGGCAGCAAAGUUGCUUGAUCGAAUGCUGCUUCGCGGUUUCAGUGCAGAUGAACUGACUUAUGGCUUUUUGAUUAAUGGAUUGUGCAGGACGGGACACGUUGAUGAAGCAAGGGCCUUGCUGAAUAAAAUUCCUAACCUGAAUGCUGUUCAUUAUAAUACAUUAAUAAAUGGCUAUGUUGCUAGGGGACGGUUUGACGAAGCAAAGGAUCUUUUGUACAAUAACAUGGUAAUUUCAGGCUACAAACCCGAUGGCUUCACAUUUAAUAUAAUGAUUGAUGGGCUUUGCAAGAAGGGGCGCCUGGUCUCGGCUCUUGAAUUCUUACAUGAGAUGGUAACAAAAGGUUUUGAGCCCUGCGUGGUCACAUACACUAUAUUGAUAAAUGGCUUCUGCAAGCAAGGUCGAUUAGAUGAAGCUGCGGAAGUCGUGAAUGCCAUGUGGGCUAAAGGUCUCAGUUUAAACACAGUGGGAUACAAUUGCUUGAUAAGUGCUCUGUGUAAAGAUGGGAGGACUGAAGAAGCUCUACAAUUGUUUGGUGAGAUGUCAAGCAAAGGAUGUAAACCUGACAUUUAUACAUUUAAUUCUUUAAUAUUUGGAAUGUGCAACGAUGACAAGAUGGAAGAGGCUCUGCGCUUGUAUCGUGACAUGUUCAUGGAGGGUGUUAUUGCCAACACUGUGACAUACAACACAUUGAUUCAUGCAUUUAUUAGGAGAGGCUCAAUUCAACAAGCAUUUAAGCUCGUUGAUGAGAUGAUAUUUCGAGGGUGCCCUCUCGACAAUAUUACAUAUACGACACUUAUUAAAGCUCUAUGUAUGGCCGGGGCAGUAGAAAAAGGAUUGGCAUUGUUUGAGGAAAUGCUUGGGAAAGGGAUAUUUCCUGAUACCAACUGUUGCAAUAUUCUGAUCAAUGCCUUUUGUAGAAUCGGAAAGGUAAACGAUGCUCUUCAAUUUCUUCGGGAAAUGAUUCAUCGUGGUUUGAUUCCUGAUAUAGUCACUUAUAACUGUCUGAUCAAUGGUCUUUGUAAGAUGGGUCAUCUUCAGGAAGCUUUGAAUCUUUUUAACAGGUUACAAGCCGAAGGAAUGCGUCCCGAUGCUAUCACGUAUAACACACUUGUCAGUAGAUACUGCUACGAGGGAUUGUUUAAUGAAGCAUGUUUGAUGAUGUAUAAAGGUGUGGAUAACGGGUUCGUGCCCAAUGAAAUCACUUGGUACAUAUUGCUAAAUUAUUUUGCAAGAGUUUUAAGGGGAGUAGGACCUUCUUCUAGGGUUGAUAUGGGCUAUGCAAGUUGGGGAUAAACCCUCUCAUUUGCUGGUGGAUCUCAUUUGAUUUGUCUGUUGGCAUGAUGAAUAUCAGAUUAUACUGGUUGUCCAUUUGAAUCAAUUGAUUUUUCUCAUGUGAAACUAGAAUCUCAACAAUAUUUUUCUGUUCAGCACCAGUUCUCAAUCUCCAAUUGUACAGAUCUUAUGUAUAAAGCAAGAGGGACAUGGAUGCUGAAGAGGGGUGAGGAUGUGCUUGUGCUUGUGCAAUUAAGAUGAUAAUAUGUGCAUUAUCAUCAUCUGCUGGCUCUCAUUAUGUUACAACUCAUGCAAAUAGAAAAAGAAUGUAAUAUACCUAGAUUUGUAAAUAUUGCUAGUCAGUUUAUACCAUUUUAACAUUAUUUAUUUAUUUAUUUUGUGUUUUGGCAUCUAUCUGUGAUUGCAGAAUAUUGCUCUCAUUGUGUAUGUUACUGUUACUGGAACCACUGAGCUGACAUCAAAAUUUGCAUACCACAUUUGUAAAAGAAAAAAAAAAUAUUUCUGUGUUCAA